UACGCGAUGGCCGCUCGCUCCACAAUAUAGGGAUUUUAGAGCGAAAACAAUGGCUUCUCCGGUCGGAAAUGCGUUUUGUUGUUUGGACUAAGUACCGGAAUGAUAGCGGAAUCGUUUUAGCUCGUCGGUUUUGCUUUCGCGCCCGAUCGGAGACGUCUCUUUUCUGUUCGGGUCUCAGUGUUUUUCUUGUUCGUCUCCCGGGCCUGGAUGUAGCUGCCUACUCUGUAGCGGCGGGCUGCUACUUUCGGAUGAGCGGGCAGUAGCGCCCGAAGAGGUGGGGUCUGAAUUUAGGCGGACUGGAGUUCAAAACAAGUCAACAGAGCUUGUAAAACCGGUGCAUGACUGGAUUUCCACAGAUUACAUGUUACAGUUGAGGGCGGAGGAGGGGCAACACGAGCAGAGUUUGCCUCCUAACUUGGUGUUCUUGCUAGUUAGCAUUAGCCAACGGCGGCGUUAACUUGCUAAAGCGAGAAGGCGCAAGUAAUUUAACAUUGCGGAACGUUAUCUCACGCGGAAGCUGCCGAUUAUGUUGCUCGCGCGGAAAAGUUGGUCCCCCGAUUUAUUGCGCGUUUAACGUCAACUCCGCUCCGACGUCGGAAAUCAUAGUUUCUUUGCAAUUUGUUGGUGCAGCUAGCGUGUUGCUAACUGAACUAACUGGUCAGUGACGUAACGCGGGUCAUUGUUUUGACAGCACGCAGCAUCUUAGUCCCGAUUAUUAACCCUCCUGGUGUGUGUUUUUUUUGCGUGCUGCGUCUAGAAUAUCGCUGUUAGCAGAUAGUGGUCAGAAAAAGUUGGUGUUCUGCUAACUGAUGUGACGCAGCUGCUCGUUCUGUGACAGUGAACCUGCUGCCAACGGACACACAUACUUUAGCUGUAAUUACUGCAGCAUUUCUCAUCAGCGCGUCUCGCUCUUGUCGUGAUCUCAACCCCCACUCCCCUAAAACAGUAGCUGCUGCAUUGUGUGAACUCAUGGCUGUCCUCUGACACUCAGCUGUAGGAUGGAUCCAGACGGUGGGGCAGAUUCACAAAAAGCUGUCAGUCUGCAGUGGGAGAGCUACAAACUCGUCCAGGACCCAGCCACGCGACGGGUUGCACAGAAGAUCUACAGAUACGAUGGAGUGCAUUUCAGUGUGCCAGACUCUGGAUUUCCUCCCGUGGGUGAAUUGCGGGACCCUAGACCCCGGAGACUGUGGUCCAGGUAUGCAGAACUGUCCCUGCCAGUGCCGAAGUUGAAGCUUGAUGAGUUCUAUGUGGGUCCCAUACCCUUAAAGGAGGUGACCUUUGCCAGACUCAAUGACAAUAUCAAGGAGCCUUUCUUGGCAGAGAUGUGUGCCAAGUUUGGUGAGGUGGAGGAGAUGGAGAUCCUGUUUCACCCCAAGACCAGGAAGCACUUGGGCCUGGCCAGGGUGUUGUUUACCAGCACCAGAGGAGCCAAGGACACAGUCAAGCAACUGCACAACACUUCUGUCAUGGGAAACAUCAUUCAUGCACAGCUGGAUAUAAAAGGCCAGCAGAGGCACAAGUAUUACGACCUGAUGGUAAACGGGUCCUACACUCCUCAGACUGUGCCCCUGGGAGGCAAGGCUUUGACAGAGAGGCUCCAGCCUCAGGCCCCAACACAGCCACAGCCACAACCACAGCCUGACACGUCAACAGAAAUCAGACGGAGGCUCUCCAGUGAUCUUGCGGUUUUGGCUGCAGGGGUACAGGCCCUCACAUCUGGAAGCGCCACCCCUUGCUCUGGGGAUACUGGUUUCAGUGAUCAGCGUCUGGACACGCCCCCCUCCUCCAUCGCAGGCCCCUUCACACCAGGCUCCUCUGCUUCCUCUCAGGGAGGAACGCCUUACAGCUCCAGAUCUGGGACUCCUUUCUCACAAGACUCGGGCUUCACUGGCACCAGGAAUACUGGCUACAACACUGGCACUUUGGGCAGCGGCUACCCUCCCCAGGAUAUGCUACCUUCCUCCUCCUCGUCCUCUGCAGUCUCUUCUACUGUCGGAGGAUACAAAGUGUCUCGCUACUCGGAGGAUGCACAGGAACCUUCAGUGUAUCACCGAGGUCGCCCCAUGUACCCCCCGAAUACAUCGUUCCGUCCCAACGAGCCGCCCUGCUACCCCCCAUACCCUAAUGUUGGAGGGCCCGGGCCACACAUAGCGCACCACUCCACGAUGCCUCCGCCACCUCUUGCCGCCCAAUUUGACCCGCCCCCAAUGUCAGACAGGGACCGCAACCGCGACAGAGACUCAGGGGGGCGCUACGGGGCGGCAGGGAUCAGCUCCAGAAGGUCAUCGUACCACCACCAGCAAGACACAAACUCUUCCACAAAGUACCAUUCCCACCACUCGCAUCACCACUCGGAUCGCAGGGAGGACAGGGGGUACCGGCGAGACAGCCUGGGCGCCCGAUCAGGUGACCACGGCCACCAGAGACACCGCAACCAUCACCAUUCUCACAACCACCAUGGCGGCAGCAGCAGCAGCCGCAGGAGGAGCAGCCAUGACCCUGACAGAGAUCGAGACAGAGACCGAGAUAGGGACAGAGACAGUGACUACUCCAACAGCUCUGACCCCAGAUACAAUUCCAAUUCCUACCGCUCUUCCUCGAACAGCAUGUCUCCUCCCCCCUCAUCUUACUCCGCCUUUUCCUCCUCCAAAGAGCCUGCCCCAGCCCCCCCUCAGGGAUUAGAUGCUUCCGCUCGUCUAGGGGGCACAAGUCUCGCAGAGAGGGGUUCUCUGCCUCCGGUAGGUGCUGACAAAGACUACCACGCUGGUCACCACAGCGCCCUGCCUCCACCUCCCCCACCGCCUCCCCCACUACCGCCAGCUUCAGUCAUCGCAGCGGCUGUAGCUGAGACACUUGGAACACUGGACUUCAACCAGGAUAGUCCGGCCCGCGAAGAGCAGUGGACGAAGCCCAAGCGUCGUCCCAGCACCCCGCCCGUGCCGCCGAAGACACCCCCGCCUUCCUCCCCGCCCCUCCCUUCCAUUGCUUCUUCCUCUACUUCCCCUUCCUCUACCUCCCUCCCCCACCAUCUUCCCUCCUCCUCCAGCUCCCCGCCACCCCCUCAGCGUGACUCUUCUUCCCCAGAGCCGGACUCCACCAAUGAGAGUUUACCGUUCGUCUACCACAGCAGCAGCCUCGACUCUCGUAUUGAGAUGCUCCUAAAGGAACAAAAGGCUAAGUUCUCUUUCCUGGCUUCUGAUGAGGAAGACGAGGAAGAUAGGAAGGAGGAGAAGCAGAGGGGCGUACGUGGGGAAGGAGGAGAGCGAAGAGGCGGGUCAGGUGACACAACAGGGGAGCACACAAGUGGUACUCAGGUGGGAGACAAUGGGGAGAAGGACUACAGAAGGAAAGGGGACAGAGACAAAGAUGGGCACAGAGGAAGGAAACGGGGGAAGGGGGGAGAUGGAAGGAAGAGUCCCACUGUACUUACAGCGACUAUACCAUCCUCUUCCUCCUACUCUUCCCACAAUAUUUCUCCAGAGGAACCCCAGCCCCAGGUUGUUGCUGGGACUGGAGCUUUGCUGGAAGAAUCUUCACAAGCUGGAUCUGCUGACGCACAGAGCAGGACAGGAGCACACACACCGCCGUACAAUGGACAGAGUCAGUCCUCCCCUCACUCCUCAGGGGAAGACAUGGAGAUCUCAGAUGAGGAGGAGGAGGAGACUACCAUAACAACGGUGACCAUCCACCAGCCCUCUGUCACCUCCGGUUCCUCACCCUCUUCAUCCCAGGUGGCCAUGCCUUCACAAACAACGGACCCCUCAUCUUCGCCCCCACCCAUCUCUGAUUCUGCACAGCACUUUGGCACAUCCAUGCACCCUCCCAUACCUUCCUACCCUCCUCAUUUGCCUCUUCCCCCUGGUUACUCCCUCCAGCCCCUGCCUCCCCCUGGAAUCCCUCCCUUGCCCCACAUGGAGCUCCACCCUGAGUAUCCUCCCAUGCCCCACCACAUGUAUGACUAUGCCACAUCCAUGGAGCUGAUGAACCAGUACAGCGGUGGAGCUCCUAUGUCUUUCCAAAUGCAGACCCACAUGCUAAGUCGCCUCCACCAGCUGCGCUUGUCGUCAGCCAGCGACAGCCCAGGUCCUGGAGAGGCAGCCACCGCAGACUAUACCUCCUACCAUCUCCACACAAUGCCCCCACCUCACACACACCACCCCUACAUGGACCAAGAGGGGAGCGGGGCGGGUGCGCCCUAUGACCAGGACCACUGCUACAUGCCCCACCACAUGUCCUACGCCUACCCUGACCCCCACAGCACUCAGAUACCACCCCCUCCACACCAUGGCAUCCCGCCUCCUCACACUGGCUGGCCGCCACAUGUCAUACAGCAACAUUACCCCUCUUACAUGCCCCCUCCUGGCUAUGGCACCAUGCUGCCCGGGGAGGGAGACGAGUACAGUGCUCCAGGGGAGGAAAUGCCCAUGUUGGCGGAGAAUCCGCAUGAAGCCACAGUGCAGAUGGUCUUGGGCACUCUGAUCCAGGAAAUGAAGAACAUCAUGCAGAGGGACCUGAACCGCAAAAUGGUGGAGAACGUUGCCUUUGCGACUUUUGACGAGUGGUGGGAGAGGAAAGAGACCAAGGCCAAGCCUUUCCAGACAAUGGUCAGAGGGGUGUCUGCCUUACGGGACGAAGAGAAAAAAGAGGAAAAGGUCAACCGUCCUCGGGAGCCUCUCACGUCUCUUGUGGAUUGGGCAAAGAGCGGUGGCGUGGAGGGAUUGUCUCUUCGAGGAGCACUACGACUGCCUUCCUUCAAGGUGAAGAGGAAAGAACCUCAGGAGCUUGAAGAGGGAGACAUGAAACGGCCGCGACCCUCAAUCCCACCAGACGAGGAUGACGAAGCUGCUGAGGGCAGAAUGCCAGAGGCCAACAGACAUGGAGCUGAAAGGGACAACAAGAGGAGGAAAAAGAAGCCAAGAAAUCGUAAACCUUGGGAGCUCGGCAGUGAGGGAGAGGAAACAUCUGAUGGCUCCUCAACUGAAAAGGAGGAUGAAGAAAGUGAAAAGGAGUCUGAUGAUGAUGCCCUUAGUGUUGAUAGUGAUGAUGAGAGCCUCUCUUCGUCCUCUGAGGGCUCUUCCUCCUCAGCCUCCUCAUCUUCGUCUUCCUCUGAAGAUGAGGAUGAAGAGGAAGGAGAGAGGGCUGGGAGUGAAGGGCUAGACACCAUGGAUGAGUCGACCGUGGACAGCACAACCGAGAAAGAUGCCAGGGAAAAUAAUGCAUCUGCUGUUUCAAAGGCAGAGGUCAAAACAGAUGAAGCCAAGGACAACAAGGCAGAUACAACAGCAGCACCGAACAAACGUCCUCCAUCGCCCCCAUACCCACGUCCUUCGUCCCCUAUUGUUCUGGUUCCCCCCCUUAAGAAACGCAGGAAGACUGUCUCAUUCUCCACAGGCGAGAUCGACAGCAAAACGCAGCUGCCGACUGCAUCGUUAUCUCCAUCUCCCUCUCCCUCUCAACUGGCGGGUGAAUCUCCCCUCCUCUCCCCAUGCAGGCCUCCAGAGUCCCCCGUUGCUUCUUCCCCAUCCCCCUCGGCUCGUCCCACUCAGGGCAUCCAACUGCUUCCCUUUGCCUCCAAACCAGGUGAAGGCAAUGCCCUCAUUGUGCCCCCAUCUGGACGAAUUCAAGAUUUGGAUGAGUCCAAAAGAGGACUUCCUGUUUCUCCUCAGAUCACCCCGGUCAAAUCUCCUGGAAAACGGGCUGCAGGCAAAGACUCUCCCAAAUCUCCCGUCCCUCCUGUCAUGGUGUGCCGCACUGUGCAGAACCUGCCGUUGGACCACGCUUCUAUGUGCAGGAUGGCCUUCGAGGAGGCCCCUCCUCCACCUCCCAUCAACAAACGGUCCAGAGGCAGGCCUCGGACGACCAGCUUGUCUGCGUCGUCCUGUCACUCCCUCAGAGAGGAAGACGAGGAUGAGGAAGAAAGAGAGCAGAGGUUGAGACUCAGAGAGCAGCUGGGGGCUACGAGCCUCCUGCAGCUAGCCUCGGCUACAACCGCUGACCUGUCUGUGUUGGCGGACGUAGCCCUGAAAAUGGACCCUGACGCUGGGGACUCGGAAGAGACGGAGACAUCGGAUGAGGCAGAGGAGCAGAAGAUGGAGGAAGAUCUCUUCUCUCCAGAGUCACUGGCCCUGGUUAUGAGCCAAGAGGGUGUUAUUGUCCGCAUGGAGCACAACUACUGCAAAACCCCUGUUAUCCCAGUACCAUCUGGUACCAAAAGGACUUCCUCCAAACAGGACUCUUCUGUCUUACUCCCAGCAGACCUCAACUCUAUUUCUGGAGUUCUUGAAGCGCCAGAGGAGGUCAUCGGUGAGGCGCUACCUUCCAGAGGAGAUACAGGAGAAUACUUAUCUGCAAUGGGGGUGCUUUGUGAGUCUGAGGAUGCGGGCCAGGCUGCAUCUCUACCUCCAUCGUCAAAGAAGAAGAUGGUUGUCGGCAAAGGUUUCGAACUUGAAAAGGACAACAGCAAAAAGAGGAGAAGAAAAGACAAGGAGAACCUCGAGGUUCAUCUCGCACAAAAACCGAAGGAGCAGCCCGGCAAGAAACAGAGGAAGCGGAAACUAGAGGACUCUGAGGAAGAUGUGGACGUGGAGGAGCUUGAGUCCGGGGAGCUGUCCAGCUCCGACACAGAGGACGAGAUGGCUGAUGACUUGAGGAAGAGUGAGCGCCUCUUUCUGCAGGAGGCGGGGGUGACAUCAUCCCAGCGCUGGCCAAAACCCAUCCCAGCCGCACCCGAGCUACCGGCCAAGAAGUUCGACAACCGCAGUGAGUUUGAGCAGAUGACCAUCCUGUAUGACAUCUGGAACUCCGGUCUGGACGGCGAAGACUUGAGUUUGCUGAGGAAGACUUACGAGAAGCUGCUCCAGGACAACCACAGCUCUGACUGGCUCAAUGAUACUCACUGGGUCAGCCACACUGUUACCAAUUUGCCAAACCCUCGGCGGAAGAAGAAGAAUGCAGGAGGACAGCUUCGUGAGCAUGUGACCGGUUGUGCCAGGAGUGAGGGCUACUAUGCCAUCAGCCGCAAGGAGAAGGACGUCUACCUGGACCUGGACCUGCCCGAGCAAGUCAUACGGGAGGUGGAGAAUGUCGACAGCUCGGGAGCCAACAGGGUCCUAUCGGAGAGACGGUCAGAGCAGCGCCGCCUCCUCACCGCCAUCGGCACCACGGCUGUUAUGGACUCCGACCUGCUCAAACUCAACCAGCUCAAGUACCGCAAAAAGAAGCUUCGCUUUGGCCGCAGCAGGAUCCACGAGUGGGGCCUGUUCGCCAUGGAGCCCAUUGCUGCUGAUGAGAUGGUCAUUGAGUACGUGGGUCAAAACAUCAGACAGAUGGUGGCCGACAAUCGAGAGAAGCGGUACGCGCAGCAGGGCAUCGGGAGCAGCUACUUGUUCCGAGUGGACCACGACACAAUUAUAGAUGCCACCAAGUGUGGCAACCUGGCCCGAUUCAUCAACCACUGCUGCACUCCGAGCUGCUACGCCAAGGUGAUCACCAUAGAGUCCCAGAAAAAGAUUGUGAUCUACUCGAAGCAGGCCAUCGCCGUCAAUGAAGAGAUCACCUACGACUACAAAUUCCCUCUGGAGGAUAACAAAAUUCCUUGCUUGUGUGGAACAGAGAACUGCCGUGGGACACUGAACUAGCGGACGCACUUCUCUUCCUAACUUGCUAACGGACAGCUGGACCCGGGCGUCCGCCCGGUUCACCCUCCUCAGAGCGUACCUCGAAACAAAGCCACCCUCUGAUUCCUCCUCCCCCUCACCUCCCCGUCCUCACAAUACCCAGGAAACAGAGACACGCACACACUCUUGCACUUUUCAUGCACACUUUUCAUUCACUUGGGCUUUUCACAAGUGUGUGAGAGGUGUGUUGAGGGGGGCCUCUGCUUCAGCAUUAGCUCUUCUGUGGCAGUAUUGACUCCAUCGGGCGAUCUGUUCCAACCAGGAGGCUCCGUGCAGCCAGGCAUGAAGGGUCUUUAUAUUCCCAUGCCAAUACCCGUUUGAAGGAAGACCCCAGAACAGAACACCAGUAUUGUACUCCUACGUCAGCUCACAUACUCUUACAGCCUCAUUCACUCUUCCAGUGUCAAAUCCCGCCCUGCACCCGCUCACCCAUCCAUCCGCCCACAGACGCACAGGAAUAUCUGACGAAUUCAGGGUUUUUAAAAGCGCUUUUCAAGGGCGCACUUUUAAGAUGACAACUUCAAUCAAUUUGGUCUUCGGUUAUGCAAGAUUUGAAAGUGUGACGGUAGUUUUGGAGCUUUUUAAAAAUUUCAUUUCAUAGUGUUAUAUAAUAUUACUAUUGCUGUUGUUAAUGGUAUUGUUAUUUAGUUGCAUUAGCUGUAAGUAUCUUACAGUGAAAUGAGCUUCAGUGUAUCCACCGCCCCGUAAAACUAUAAUUUCUCCGAUGUGCGUUACUCUCCUGAUCUGCCUCAACCGUCUGGAUGAGAGCAAAGUCCUUUGAACUGUUUUUAACCCACUGUGAAAAUAAGUCCGUUAGGUUGUAGCUAAAAGUGUGUUUUAUUUUUACAUGGUUGCUGAAUUUUUGUCUGCAGGAUCGGCACAACAGAGAAUUGGCCUGUGUUUUUUUUUUUUUUCCCCUCCAAGUUAAAGCUACGUUAACAAAAAGUCUUGUGCUGAGAACCCGUUAAGUGUUUGUCAGGAUCUCUCCGCCUGUUUGUGUUUUGUUUCACGGAAGUAGAUGUUGACGUUUCCUAUUUCAACAGUUGGCUUCAUCUUCCUCCAGCUUUUAAAAGCUUUUACCACCAAACUCUCGCAGGUCCUAGUAAAAAUGUGUGGUCAGUGUUUAACUUAGUCGAUCUGUGUGCGACACAUGUUUUUAAAAAGCACAUUUAUUUGAGUUGGUCAGGUCUUUUCAAAGGUUUAGUUUUGCAAUGUUUCUUUUUUACUCUGUUUUGUGGACCUUUUCAGAAUGCAUUAGUUUAUUUGAGUGUGUGGAGUCGUUGGCCCCAAACAAAACAUCCAUAACCCUAAAAAAUGGAUCGGCUAAAUGCAAACAAAAGUCCUGCUUGCGAGCUGUUUGCAGUGUCGAUGUGUGAAAGGUAUUCAGAGGUGUGCUGCAGACAGCAGGAUGUAAAUGGCCCUUGUGUUGUGUCUCUGUUUUUCAAAUGGCAAUGGCCGUCCAAAGUUUAACUUUCAUUUUGAACUUAAAACAAGAAGACUUUUUCUUUUGUUCUCCCCCAAACAGGAGCCUGUGUAAGAUAAUUCUUGUUGCAAUGAAAGCCUUUCAGUACAAACCAACCCUCUUUACUACAGGAUAAAAAGAUGAAAGGAAAAAAAAAUCAAAGAAGUACAUGUAAAUAUUGUAGAGGUGUUUUGUUUCUCGUAGAAACACACUGACUUCAAGCUGUAAAUAUGUUGUUCCUUUUCCUCUCUCAACGAGAAGGAAUCAUGUACAUAACUUCCAUUCAUUUAUUUUGUAUUGUUUUUCCUUUUAAUUUGAUUAUUUUAAUAUUAUUUGCAAUAUUUCUCUUGUAUUAAUGCGUUGGACCCUUUAUUAAUGGUGCAUUAAAAUAUUUUUUAAAAUAAA
Messenger RNA from Cyclopterus lumpus (lumpfish), 9546 nucleotides. It is a transcript of the gene setd1a, whose product is annotated as SET domain containing 1A, histone lysine methyltransferase. Gene Ontology annotation, cellular component: Set1C/COMPASS complex. Gene Ontology annotation, molecular function: histone H3K4 methyltransferase activity; protein binding; RNA binding. The coding region runs from base 999 to 7640 and encodes 2213 amino acids. The record is from RefSeq and is a predicted model, not a curated record. The transcript has 20 exons. NCBI's taxonomy places the organism in Eukaryota, Metazoa, Chordata, Actinopteri, Perciformes, Cyclopteridae.